AUGCAGAGCAUAGGAAGUACAAUUGGUGAUGAUCAAAAUGGAGAAAAAGUGAGAUGCCCCUCAUCCUUAGUGGAGAAUUUAAAAAAAAUGCCUAAGGAAGUGAAGAAUGAAGUGAUAAAUGAACGGAACAUGAUGCCGGAAAUUCCCAACUACUCCCUGAGCGAAGAAUCCGAGUGCCCCCUGAAGAGGAACAGAGAUGUUUCUUCCAUCCCCAAGAACACCAAAGAGAAUUGGCUCUACCCCUCUCCACAGCAAUUUUAUAAUUCCUUAAUUAGGAAGAAUAAACACAUUGAUAAAAAUUACAUUGACGCUGUGGUGACUGUGCACAACGAAGUUAAUGAAGAAUCCUGGAGGCACAUCUUAAAAUAUGAGUACCUGCACAGGAGCAAAUGCAGCGAAGUCACUCUGCAGCGAUUUCUUGGGAAGUUUGACGACCUCUCCGUCAAGGCCAAAUUCAGGAGCAUUUUCUCCAGGUUAGGUAGACCAUUCGAUAGACACGACUGGUAUGUGAAUAGGUGCGGUAAAGAGGUGAAGUACAUUUUGGAUUAUUACAACGAUGAAUCUAUGCAGGAUGACAAGAAUAUAUACAUUGACGUCAGGCCUGCCAUGAACAGCUUCUCAAACAUCUGGGACCGAAUACGUUACCCAUUUUAUGAAUUUUACUUUAAGCAUAUCAAGCGGUACGAGUUGUUUAGGUGA
Plasmodium knowlesi strain H is the source of this 699-nucleotide messenger RNA. RefSeq names its product cytochrome c heme lyase, putative. The transcript has 5 exons. Gene Ontology annotation, molecular function: holocytochrome-c synthase activity. Gene Ontology annotation, cellular component: mitochondrion. The record is from RefSeq and is a predicted model, not a curated record. The coding region runs from base 1 to 699 and encodes 232 amino acids. NCBI's taxonomy places the organism in Eukaryota, Apicomplexa, Aconoidasida, Haemosporida, Plasmodiidae.